Molecule: messenger RNA, 4304 nt
Organism: Manis pentadactyla (Chinese pangolin)
Lineage: Eukaryota; Metazoa; Chordata; Mammalia; Pholidota; Manidae
Gene: SERAC1
Product: serine active site containing 1
Exons: 18
Coding region: 265-2226 (653 amino acids)
Source: RefSeq, a predicted model, not a curated record
GUGGGUGGAACACGCCAUCGGGAGGCGGGGCGCGGACUGGACAAAGGAGGCGUGGCGUGGGGGCGGGAUCACGCGUCGCCUGUCGCCUGUCGCCUGUCACCGGGUAGAGGGCGCGGGCUGGGAUCCUCCAAGAGGGUGGGCUCCCCGCCUACCGGGUCCGCGGUGAGCCGCUGGGGGCGGGCCGAGUCCGCGUGCCUGGCAGCAGAAGAAAAAGAAGGGGAAAAAGAUCUCUGUCUCAGGCACAGUCGCAGGGGGGUCAUCAGAAUGUCCCUGGCUGCUUAUUGUGUCAUCUGUUGCAGAAGAAUAGGAACCUCCACUCCACCAAAAACCAGCACAUACUGGAGAGAUUUCAGAAAUAUAAUAAAGUUUACUGGAUCACUUAUUUUAGGAGGUUCUUUAUUUCUUACCUAUGAAGUCCUGGCCUUGAAGAAAUCUUUGACAUUAGAUACUCAAGUAGCAGAAAGAGAAAAAAUGAAGUCAUAUAUAUAUGUGCACAAAGUUUCUUCAGAUAAAAGAGAAAAUCAUGGACUCACCUACCAGGCAAGAAAAGAGCUUCACAAAGCAGUAAGAAAGGUGUUGGCAACAUCAGCCAAGAUAUUGAGGGGUCCCUUUGCUGAUACUUUCAGUACAGUUGAUGUGGAAGAUCAUGAAUGUGCCGUGUGGCUGCUCCUGAGGAAGAGUAAGUCGGAAGACAGGACAGCGCGCUUGCAGGCUGUGCAGGAAAUGUCAGAGGCCCAUCACUGGCUCGAUUACCAGUAUAGGAUAAUUGCUCAAGCCUGUGACCUGAGAACUCUCAUUGGUUUGGCACGAAGCAAAGAGAGUGAUCUUCGCUUUUUUCUCCCACCGCCUCCUUUGCCAUCUUUAAAAGAAGAUUCUUCCAUUGAAGAAGAGCUCAGACAGCUGCUGGCUUCUUUACCUCAAACGGAGCUAGAUGAGUGUAUCCAGUAUUUUACAUCUUUGGCUCUGAGCGAAAGCAGUCAAAGUCUAGCUGCUCAAAAGGGUGGCCUGUGGUGUUUUGGAGGAAAUGGACUUCCUUAUGCUGAGAGUUUUGGAGAAGUUCCUUCAGCUACAGUGGAAAUGUUCUGUUUAGAAGCUUUAGUAAAACAUUCUGAGAUACCCACACAUUGUGAUCAAAUUGAAGCAAAUGGAGGCUUACAACUACUUCAGAGGCUGUACCAACUUCACAAGGACUGUCCUAAAAUACAGAGAAAUAUAAUGCGUACCAUUGGAAAUAUGGCUUUGAAUGAACAUCUUCAUUCUACUAUAGUUCGCUCAGGCUGGGUUUCCAUUCUGGCAGAAGCAAUGAAGUCUCACCACAUUAUGAAGGCCUCACAUGCUGCCAGAACCCUGGCUAACCUAGACCGAGAGACAAUGCAAGAAAAAUACCAGGAUGGCGUGUACGUGCUGCACCCGCAGUACCGCACAAGUGAGCCCAUUAAAGCAGAUGUCCUUUUCAUUCACGGCCUUAUGGGAGCAGCGUUUAAGACGUGGCGCCAGCAGGACAGCGAGCGGAUUUUGCCCGAAAAGAUUUCAGAAGAUGAGGCCAGGUAUACAACAUGCUGGCCCAAGACGUGGUUAGCAAGAGAUUGUCCUGCUCUCCGAAUUAUAUCUGUGGAGUAUGACACCAGCCUUAGUGACUGGAGAGCAAGGUGCCCGGUGGAAAGAAAGUCCAUUGCAUUCAGGAGCAACGAACUUCUGAGGAAGCUCAGAGCUGCUGGUGUUGGAGAUAGGCCAAUGGUUUGGGUAUCACAUAGCAUGGGAGGUCUUCUUGUCAAAAAGAUGCUGUUGGAAGCCUCUAAGAAGCCAGAAAUGAAUACUGUUAUAAACAAUACCAGAGGAAUAGUGUUCUACAGUGUCCCUCAUCAUGGGUCCCGUCUGGCUGAAUACUCUGUUAAUAUUCGUUAUCUUCUCUUCCCCUCUUUGGAAGUCAAAGAACUCAGCAAGGAUUCCCCUGCACUUAAAACACUACAGGAUGACUUUCUGGAGUUUGCUAAAGACAAAAACUUCCAGGUGCUGAAUUUUGUAGAAACACUACCAACACACAUCGGUAGCAUGAUUAAACUCCAUGUGGUGCCCGUGGAAUCAGCAGAUUUAGGCAUUGGGGAUCUAAUUCCUGUGGAGGUUAACCAUCUGAACAUUUGUAAACCAAAGAAAAAGGAUGCUUUUUUGUACCAACGUACCUUACAAUUCAUCCGUGAAACUUUAGCCAAAGACCUUGAAAACUGACCGUUGUCUUCUGUUUUUCGUAUGUGAACACAGCGCGGGAACCUUGGUGUUUGCUGUCUCCCUGUGCGUGCUAAGCAAUCAUGCAAACAUAGUCACUGUGGCAUCUUGAGUAUAUUGCAGGCAAUAGAAUAUUUUGUCAAUUCAUGCUGUAAAGUACAAACACAGAGGUGGCAUCAGAGAAUGAAGGGCUAGACUGGAGUCUGGAUUUAAAGGAAAUGCCAUGUGUGCCGGUUUACAUUUUGCAGUGUUGUCUCUGGUGAUGGGGAGCAAGCUCCUCUAGAUGGAGACUGCUGUAUGUCACCUGUGGCUGUACCCAGCUGGUGCUAGGAGGAGCACUAAUGGCUUCCGCAAGGAGAGCGGUCAUCAACGUACCAUAAAAAUGCCAUUUGGGGAGCACCUCGGAUGGAGAGAAUGAACUAGUAUAAAAGGCUCUGCUUUCAUUCUGGGUUUCAUGUGCUGUAAGAUUUUGAAAACGUCAGUUGAAAUCUUUGUCUAAUAUGCUAAUUUUGCAAGACCUGUUGACAUCCAUGGACCAGUUCUUCUAAAUUUUUAUUUUCAUAUUGCUGAGAACAAAUAUUUCUCUUUUUAAAAAAAUUCUAGCCUAUGGUAAUUCUUUCCAGAUUGUAGCUACCUAUCCUUGUAAUUUUUUCCGGCUAAGAAUAAAGUAGCUAGUCCAUUACUGAUCAGAGUGUGAAGUAAACUAUUCUAAGCCAUUAUGUCUAUUAGCACUACUUAGUAUCAAGAUUCUCAGAUUCUCUUUAGCUAAGUAUACCUUUUUUUCUUGCUCAUUUGGAAAUGGUAUUAAUUGACCUCCAGAAUGUGAUAAAUCAGGAAAUCAUGUUGAUAAUGAGUCUUUUAAAAAAUAAUAGCAUUAUUGAGAUCUAAUUCCCAUAUCAUAAAAUUAGCCCUUUUAAAUAUACAGCUCAUUGAUUUUUAAUAUAUUUACAAAGUGGUGCAACCAUCACCACUAUCUGAUUUCCAAACAUUUCAUCAUCCUAAUAACCCCAUACCCAUUAGCAGUCACUCCUCACCCACCUCAACUCCCAGCCCCUUGCAAAUACUAAUUUCUGUCUCUCUGGAUUUGACUAUUAUAGACAUUUCAUAUAAAUGGGAUCAUAUGUGUGGCCUUCUGUGUCUGGCUUCUUUCUCUUAAUGUAAUAUUUUCAAGGUUCAUUCAUCAUGUAGCAUGUAUCAGUGCUUCCCUCCUUUCAUGGCCAAAUAAUAUUCCAUUGUAUGGAUGAACCAUGUUUGUUUAUAAAUCUAUCAGUUGAUAGGAUAUUUAGGUGCUUUCCAUUUUUUUGGCUGUUCUGAAUCAUGCAGCUCAACACAUUCAUGUACAGGUUUUUGUGUACAUAUGCAUGUAUUUUCCAUUCUCCUGGGUACACACUAGGAGUGGAACUGCUGGGUCAUGUUAAGCUUAUGUUCACUAUUUUGAAGGUGGUAAACAUGUAGGAUGGGAUAUUCAAAGCUAAAACCGGAAUACGGCAUCUGAAGGUAAACUGGGAUCACCAGUUAACCCUGUUCACAUCUCAUUGUUAAAUUACGCAACAACCUAAUAUAGGACUUAACCACUUGUUUUAUGUAGAUACAGUGAAUGUGAUGGUUAGCCAACAACAGUAAAUUAGCUAACAAUAAAAGCCAGCUAAUGGGGUGACAUAGGGAGAAGGGGUAGAUAUGUUUGAUUCACUUUCUUUUUGUUAUUUUUAUGAACCAUAGCAAAUCAUGGUUGAAACAACUGUUCAUUAACUUAGAGUAAUGGAAUGAAACUUCAUUCCUUAAAAUCUCAAUAUAGGCAUUAUAGCUGUGUUUUAAAAAUAAGGUCUGGGAGAGAGAUCCAAUGUAUUAUUAAAUUAGUGUCGUUUUUCAGGCAAAUCACUUAACAUUUCUUUUUAUUCUAUGAAAUGGAUAUGAUGUACACAGAUUCACACCAUCUGUGAAUGUUUUGUGAAAUUUAAGUCAAUAAUGUUUUUAAAAUCAUCACCACCUGAAAAACAGUUUAAGAACACAAACUAUGAGAAGAUAUGUAUUUGAAAUAGUUUUAAAUUUAGAUCAUCAAUAAAAUGGUUCUCCUGGUUCAA